AUGGCUUCCGCUGGCUACGUGCAAAUCACGUUGAUCUGGGUUGUCUAUGCCAUUGCGGUCGCUAUCCUACUUUCCAUCGCCUGUCUGUUCGUCUACCUGUACCAGACCCAUCGAGAACGAUCAAUCUUUGUCACCGUUGUGUGCAUCUUUACCAUCACCUCCCUUCUAGCAACGGUGCUGUUGCUGCCCGUCGACGUCGCCCUGGUCUCAAGCACAGCGAGCUCCAAGACGGGACAGCGCAAGGACUGGGCGAACCAAGACAAGGUCGACAACAUCACCUACACGCUGCGCAUCGUCUAUUAUUUGCUCUACUCGCUCGAUGCUCUCCUCUGUCUCUUGGUAAUCCCUUUUACCUACUUCUGGUACGAAGAGUACGAUGAGGUCGCUCAAGAGGAGGGUACUCAGACGUUCGGGUCCAGGUUCUGGGGAGCCUUCAAGUACACGAUGGUCCUCAUCUUCCUGUGUGUCGCCCUGUUCCUGGUCGGCUUCUUCGUGCCGGUCGCUCGUCACAGGGAGGGUGCGCAUUUUGACCUGGACUUUUUCAAGAAAUUGCUGUCUGAGAACCACGGCGAGCGUGCAUUGACAUUUGCACUGGGGUUGCUGAUCACAAUCGGGGUCAUCCUGUAUUGCUUUUACACCGCGGCAGGUCUCGCCCUACUGCCUUUGACCAUGAUCAAAUCCGCACCGAGCAUCUCUGCGCCAGCAUUGUCUGAGUCGACGGCUGCCCAGCUUGAUAGCAAUUUGGAACGGCAGAGACAGCUUGAAGGACGCGCGCAGGGCAACCCAGAUGGUCUGUCCUCCAAAGACCAGAGGGAGCUCGAUGCUCUAGUCCGGGAAGAACGUACUCUGCGGCGUCAUCAGCGCAUGGCUGAAGAAGCUUCGGGCAAGGACCAAAAUGUCUUCUGGAAGAUCUGGUUCAAGAUUGGCGCAAUCCUUCGACCCAUCAAGCUCAUUCUCGGUCUCCUGUUGAUGGUAGUUGUCUUGGUCAUCUUCGCUAGCAUGCUGAUCACGGGCAUUGACAAGGCAAAGAACUCAAUCUGCAAGCGGCACUGUGGCUAUCUGCUCGCCCAUAUCAAUAUCUUCCAGCCGAUCAACUGGGUUCUGGUCAAGUCCGCCAAGGUUUUCCCGAUCGACUAUGUCAUCUUCAUGGCAAUAGUCAUGCUCUUCUUCAGCGCCAGUAUUCUGGGAAUAGCGACAAUCGGCAUCCGAGUUCUGUGGAUAACCAUCUUCAGAAUCCGCAAGGCCCAUACCUCGCCGCAGGCAUUGCUUGUGGCCACGGUUCUGCUCACGCUCAUGACACUAGCCAUCAACUACUCAAUCGCUAUGAUGGUGGCGCCACAAUACGCAACCUUCGGUCCCCAAACGUUUUGCGAUCACCCGCCCCGGCAUCCUGGGGAACAGCCUGACUGCACCGAUCACAAGCAGCACAUCAUCCCCUGCACAGAGUCAACUGAUAAUCCGGCCGCACGGAACGUCUGCACCCCCUCCGUGGUCUCGACAUUCCUAAACCGCGUGACUGUCAACUUCCCAUUCUUCGGCGUGGUCGACUUCUGGGCUCAGUUCGUCUUCUUGGGAAUUUUCCUGCUCGGCUUCGUCAUUCUCCUGUUCCGGACUCCUAAGUUGUCGGACCCUGACGCAGAGGAGGACGAACUCGAAGAGGAAGAGGAAGGGCUCCUAGCCAGCACCGGCAGGAGAUUCGACGCUACGUGGCAAGAUAUUACAGGGAGAGUAAGUCAUGGCGGGAGGCAGAAUCAGCAAGGUCGAGGAACGAGGGAUGGGAAUGCCGACUGA
Messenger RNA from Cladophialophora yegresii CBS 114405, 1791 nucleotides. RefSeq lists its product as uncharacterized. Bases 1 to 1791 code for a protein of 596 amino acids. The record is from RefSeq and is a predicted model, not a curated record. Gene Ontology annotation, cellular component: vacuolar membrane. NCBI's taxonomy places the organism in Eukaryota, Fungi, Ascomycota, Eurotiomycetes, Chaetothyriales, Herpotrichiellaceae. The transcript has a single exon. Gene Ontology annotation, biological process: protein localization to vacuole.